AUGCAGAGACAAUUCAGGGCCCUAAAUUACAAUGGAUCUCCUUCCAUCCAAACAACAUUCUCUGAGGGGCUACGGUCAAAUUCAUCAGCACUUACACAUCAUAUUCGUAUCGAGACAUCAAAAGAGCUUCAAUCUCUACUAUCAGAGGGCAAAGCUACGGAAACACAAAUACGCAGUUGCAGACCUAGACCAAUCAUUCAAGACAGCGUUGCGGCUGCAGAGCUACGCUUUAUGUUGUUUGAGCUUUUACAAGCAGGUGUAUUGAUAUAUUUUGCUCGUGUAUUGUCCGGUAGCAUGGAAGGAGUAUCGAAAGAAAUCGAACUUAUUCUGCGAUUCUUAAUUAGUUCAGUUGCAAUACAAAAGAGCACAACAACGCGAGAUCCUAACAGAACAAGGCAAAUACCCGAAUGGAGCAUUCCUUGGGCUGCGGACGGACAUGCAGUCUGGGCAUAUUUACAAGCGACAAUUGCCGCAAAGCCCGACCAACAGGAGAGUUGUAGAUUGACGCUUCAAAAGUUCAACGAGGUCGUCAAUUGUGGCGCAGUGCGUGUAUACUUGAAUUUGGUGGAAGAGAUUUGGGUACAAAGGAGCAGAUCAGAUGAGAAUAAUUCCACUGAAGCUGAAUCACGUCAAUUAUACCUUCUCAACAAGAUUUGGAAUGAUGUCAUUAAACAAAGAAGAUGGAGACAGCUUCUUAUUUUUUGA
This is a messenger RNA of Meira miltonrushii, 705 nucleotides long. RefSeq lists its product as uncharacterized. The record is from RefSeq and is a predicted model, not a curated record. Bases 1 to 705 code for a protein of 234 amino acids. The transcript has a single exon. Lineage: Eukaryota; Fungi; Basidiomycota; Exobasidiomycetes; Exobasidiales; Brachybasidiaceae.